AUGCAGAGUGCUUGGGAUCUGGCGAACGAGGUAACUUUCCGAUCAAUUGAUGAUUUCACUUUCACUGCACAAUUCAAGUGUUUUGGUGAUUGGAAGACGGCGAUGCACGGAGGGCCUUGGCUUUUUCGACGCAAAGCUGUGAUUAUUGAGGAAUAUGAUGGGCUGACAAACACUAAGGCUAUUCUCCUAGACUCUGUUCGUGUUUGGGUGAGGAUCAUAGGUCUACCUGAUCUAAUCCGUAAUAAGGCUGUAGCUACGGUGAUGGCAGGGAAGAUGGGAACAGUUCUGGAGGUAGAACUGGGAAGCAAUGGCGUAAAUUACGUCAAGUAUGUUCGAGUUUAUGUAAAAAUUCCAAUCUCGAAACCACUGUUUCGCUUUGUAACAGGAAGUGUGAAUGCAGAGACAGGGCCGCAGAAAUUCCGUGUGCUGUAUGAAAAGAUGCCCAGGUUUUGUGCUAACUGUGGGUGUGAUAGGUCAUAUCGCUGA
This is a messenger RNA of Lolium perenne, 486 nucleotides long. NCBI's taxonomy places the organism in Eukaryota, Viridiplantae, Streptophyta, Magnoliopsida, Poales, Poaceae. The record is from RefSeq and is a predicted model, not a curated record.